CAAAAAAUCACUUUAGAUUACACUGCCUCUUUCAUUUUCCGAACCACUACGAUGAACCACGACACUCAGGUAAUACCGGCUAAGAAGAGGAGAUUGGCUGGCGCAUGCGAUAGGUGUCGUAGAAAGAAAGUCAAAUGUGAUAGCUCUACCACGUUAGGCAAUCGUUGUUCAAACUGUGUCGCAUUCGAUGCAGAGUGCACGCAUGGGGAUCUGAUCAAGAAACGUGGGCCAAAACCAAUGUAUACUCAAGAGUCCCUUCCUGCCGCAUCGCACACAGAGAGAGAUGGGUCUGACAUUAGCUAUGUACAGCACUUGGAAAGACGCGUGAACCAGCUGGAAAGUACGCUUAAAGAGCUCAAUCCGGAUGUCGAGCUACCAGAAGCAGCAGCAGGACGAGACAUAUCACCCGAUUAUAUGCCGAUAUACUCGUAUGCAAGUACAUCCCGACGAUCGAGUGAAUCACUCGAACCAGCCCAGCCUGAAGAUGACUUUUCACAUCCCGAUCUCGUGGAAAAUAUGAAAAAUAUGUCGAUUCGUGAAGGCAAACACUUUAGCGAGAGGUAUUUUGGACCGUCAAGUACCUUUUCGCUGCUUACCAGUGUCCUAUCCAUCAAAAAGAAAUACACGGGUAGUGACAAUACGAUGCAGCUGAAAGACUACUUCAGUUUACAGCCUUGGGAGCGUGCGACGGCGGACGCUGAAACCCCCCGUUAUAUAUAUCCCGACAAUGACCUCAUCCGGAGCCUCGUUGCCAUCUAUUUCGAAACAAUUAAUCCAAUUUUUCCUAUUCUGCACCGACCUACAUUCGAAAAGCACGUUGACGAAGGAUUGCAUUUCCGAGAUUAUAAUUUCGGUGCUGCACUACUUCUUGUUUUGGCUGUUGCUUCGCGAUAUUCUGACGAUCCCCGAGUAUUGGCACAUCCCAGCUCCAAGCUUUCUUCAGGAUGGAGAUUCUUCGAGCAGGUCCGCAUUUUCAAAAACGCCAUUUACACUCCUCCAUCCUUGUAUGAGCUCCAAUUCGCUGUUCUCGGGGCCAUAUACUCAAUUGGAACAUCUAUUCCUGACUUUAACUGGACAAUGAUUGGGAUUGGCCUACGUUCUGCGAUAGAGAUAGGGCUGCACAGACGAAAGCCUGAAGGUCACAAGUUAACAGUCGACGACGAACUCAAGAAGCGAUCUUUUUGGGCGCUUACCAUAUUCGACAGACUCAUCAGUAUAUAUUUUGGACGCCCUACCAUGGUACAUGAAGAGGACUUCGACCUAGAGCGGCCAAUUGAAUGCGAUGACGAAUAUUGGGAAAUAGCUCCAGAUGGCCAAGUACAGUUCCAUCAACCGGCCGCCAAACCUUCAAAAAUCAGUUUUUUCAUUGCCUCGAUACGGUUAAGCGAGAUAAUCUCGUUUGUCGUGAAGACAUUGUAUUCUAUUAAGAAAGGUCAAGAAAUGUUAGGUCUCACAGGAAAAGGUUGGGAGCAGCGAAUAGUUGCUGAUGUAGACUCAUCCCUGAACGCGUGGGUGGAUUCGAUCCCUGAUCAUCUACGCUGGGAUCCCAAACGCGAGAACAGAGAAUUUUUGUAUCAGUCCGCGGCCCUAUAUAGCAUCUACUACAUGCUCCAGAUACUCAUACAUCGACCCUUCCUACACACAGACUCUCCAUUAUCGAUACCCUCCCUCGUCAUUUGCACGAACGCGGCCAGAUCGUGCUCUCGAAUCCUUGAAGUUCACAUGACUAGAAUGAAGACCGUCACUCCUCACAUAAUUAUGGGUGCGUUCACCUCUGGUGCCGUGCUCGCUAUGAAUAUCUGGAGUGGCAAACGGGCGGGUCAUGCCUCUAAUGCAAAGGACCUGGCCGGUUUCGAUUUGUGUCUAGCCAUCUUCAAAGAUGCCGCCGAUACGUGGAACGUAGCUGGACGUUCACUCACCUUGUUUAAGCUUAUGGCUGCCGUGGAGAGCGCCAAAUCAUUAGAUGACUCUACCGUUCCCCCAACACGACCUGAAGAAAGAGCUACUCCCGUUCCAGUGGCUUCUCUGUGGAGCUUGUACGAUACUGUGCCAAGCGUUACACGUCUUCAAGGAGUUCAACCCUUUGUUGAGCAACCAUCCUCUGACACUUACACGGCGAGUCAGCUCGACCUUGGCCUCCCCUUUGACUGGAAAAACGAAGCCAACGAAGCCAACCUUGGGUUCUCAACUUCCCCCCAGCCGCCAUUUCUCAAUAUGGAAUCAGGGCUGUCUGGGGAACUUUCGAACAGCACGAUCGACAUGUGGACCGGUGCUCCUCUUGGAUUCAGCUUGUCGGAGUGGAAUGCCUAUAUUGCCAACAUGGCACCCGGAAAUAAUGGACAACCUUGACAAGUCGUGUACAUGGGUCGGCGAGGUUACAUGCGCCGGUACAGACAUGCCUUAUCGUAUAAAUGCAGAUGUAUACUAAC
Messenger RNA from Guyanagaster necrorhizus, 2429 nucleotides. RefSeq lists its product as uncharacterized. The coding region runs from base 52 to 2349 and encodes 765 amino acids. Gene Ontology annotation, biological process: DNA-templated transcription; regulation of DNA-templated transcription. Gene Ontology annotation, molecular function: zinc ion binding; DNA binding; DNA-binding transcription factor activity, RNA polymerase II-specific. NCBI's taxonomy places the organism in Eukaryota, Fungi, Basidiomycota, Agaricomycetes, Agaricales, Physalacriaceae. The record is from RefSeq and is a predicted model, not a curated record. The transcript is spliced from 18 exons.